GAAGAAAAAUAUAUACAAAGAACAAAUGUCUGAGCUUUGUUCUUUUCCUGAUUUUAGAAGAAUAAUGGAAGACAUUAAUCGCAAGGAAAAGCUUUUUCUCAACUACGUUCCUGUCUACAUUGUGCUUCCUCUUUUUGGAAUAGUGGCUAAAGAUAACAAACAUGCAGAAUUAGAAACUACAGAAAGGAACUUGAAGCGUCUCAAGGAGGAGGCUUGCAUAGAUGGUGUGAUGGUCGAUGUGUGGUGGGGGAUCGUCGAAUCCGAAGCCCCCAAGGUAUAUAAUUGGAAUGGUUACAAAGAGCUGUUCAAGAUGAUCAAGCGUUUGGAACUCAAAAUCCAUGCCCUUAUGUCUUUCCACAAGAGCAGCCAAAACAGAAAAACCACCUCUCUGCCGAGCUGGGUAGUCCAAGUUGGCAAAGACAAUCCCGAUAUCUAUUACACCGACCGCAAAGGCUUUCGAAAUGACGAGUGCCUCAGCCUUGGGGUCGAUAAUGAACCUCUCUUUGAUGAUGGAAGUGGUACAAAACGUACUGCCACAGGUAACUAAAUCAUACUCCCUCUGUUCCUUAUAGAUCCAUUUUUUAGGAAAAAAAAUUUGUUUUAAAAAGAUACUUUUUUUUUUUUUUUGAACACAAACUUAUCAUUCAUUAUCAUUAAACAACGUUAGGUAGGGGCAUUAAGGCAAGCUCAGCAGACAACCCCUGCU
Molecule: messenger RNA, 706 nt
Organism: Brassica napus (rape)
Lineage: Eukaryota; Viridiplantae; Streptophyta; Magnoliopsida; Brassicales; Brassicaceae
Product: beta-amylase 5-like
Exons: 2
Coding region: 26-547 (173 amino acids)
Biological process (GO): polysaccharide catabolic process
Molecular function (GO): beta-amylase activity
Source: RefSeq, a predicted model, not a curated record